AUGCUGCCCACUGAUGUGGUCACAGCUUUCAUUACUUACAGUAAACAUGGUGAUGGUGAUAAAUGGGAUUCUUUUUAUAAGAUAAAGCACAAAAAUAAUGAGACAGCUGUAUUGGGAAAAAAUGUGACUAUAUUCUGCAAUUUGACAACUUCAGAAGAUAUUGUGCAAAUUACCUGGCAGAAGAUCCAAGACUCUUUGCCACAAAAUAUUGGCACUUACAGCAGUAAAUACGGGGCAAAGAUUCUUCCGCCAUACUUAGAUCGACUUCACUGUGAGACCAUUGAACCCAAUUCCUCAUUCAUCACGAUCCGUGAAGUGACAUUUGAAGAUGAAGCCUGCUACAAAUGUUUAUUUAAUAUGUUUCCACAUGGCAGCCACGGAGGACAAAUCUGCCUUAAUAUUCUAACUGUAUCUGAAUUAAGAACUGAACUCCAGUCCAAUGCUGAUUCUGAAGAUUUUCUUAGAGUCAUUACCUCAGCUAUGGGAAAGCCUGCUCCUCAAAUAUCUCUUUUUCCCUCCCUACUCCUGAUUAAUCUAAGCAAGGAAUACCGUGCUCAGAACCCAAAUGGCACGGUAACCGUCACGAAAAUGGUUGACAUCUCUUUGGAGACUGUGUGGUCCCUAGGACUCCAACAUGUGAUUGUGAACAUGGAUCAUCCUCUAAGGCAUGAAGAGAAGAUUGUUCCUCUUCCAAUAAAAAAAGAAUCAGAGAGCUCAACGCGCUUACCCUGGUCCGCAGUUAAAGCUGAAGCCUGCCACCUGGUGCGGCGGGGAGCGAAGAUGCAGAGGCGGGUGAGCAGAGUGAGGGGCUCGGGAGGAGGGAGGAAAGUGGCGAUCUCCAGCCGGUGGCCCUGGGGCGUUGAGGGGCGACGCGCGAAAUCCGCGGAGUUCUGCUCGCGGGCUCCAGCCCGGAGCUUGGUCCGUGGCGGUGAUGGCAGCGCUUUACCCUGA
Molecule: messenger RNA, 951 nt
Organism: Orycteropus afer afer
Lineage: Eukaryota; Metazoa; Chordata; Mammalia; Tubulidentata; Orycteropodidae
Product: OX-2 membrane glycoprotein-like
Exons: 4
Coding region: 1-951 (316 amino acids)
Biological process (GO): regulation of immune response; negative regulation of macrophage activation
Molecular function (GO): cell-cell adhesion mediator activity
Source: RefSeq, a predicted model, not a curated record